AUGGCCGAUAGAAACGCUAGAGUUGAUGCUCAGUUGAGGAAUUUAGUCCGAGUGACUACGAAUUUAGCUAGAAGAGGAGUUCCUCCGAGGAAGAAAUCUGUUGAUUGGUUUAAGAGGGUUAGCGAUAGUAAAUCGCCUUCUUAUGAUGGGAAGGGUGAUCCUGUUAAGCUUGAGAACUGGUUUAGGGAUUUCGAGAAGCUAUUCGAUGCUAUUCAAUGUCCCGAUAAUAGGAAGGUAGCUAUAGCUGCAUAUUACCUCAAGGGGGAAGCCGACUUUUGGUGGUCGCAACAUAAGGAGACGUUAAUGGCGAGGCCUGACUUUGAUUGGAAGACUUUCGGAGUAGCUAUGAAGGAGAAAUUUUAUCCCAAUUUCUUGAGGAGGCAAAAGGCCAUUGAGUUUGAUGAGUUGAAGCAAGGUGACAUGACUGUGGAGCAGUACUAUGAGAAGUUUGUAGGAUUGAUGAAGUUUGCUCCAGAGUUAGUACCCACUGAGGAAAGAAAGGCUAUUAGGUUCGAAACUGGACUUAGUCUUGAGGUGAAGCUUGGGUUAGGAGGUUCAACUUUUAGGACCUUAGAGAAAGUGAACGACAAGAAGUUCAAGCCUCAAAAUAACUUUCACCAAGGAGGACAAUCUGAUGACCAAAGGAAUGGGGGCCAAUAUCAACCACAGAAGGGUGGAAAUGGUUCUAAUAAGGGAAAGAAAGGAGACGAACGCGUGUAUUUCUGCAAGAGGUGCCCCUACAAUCAUCCUGGAAAGGAUUAUGAAGGAAAGCUGGUGGAGUGUAACUACUGCCACAAAUUGGGUCACCGAGAGUAUGAGUGCUUCUCCAAGAACCCUGAGUUGAAGAUUGACAAAGGCAAGAGCGGAAACCAGUUUGGUCAGGGCAAUCGAAACCACUCAAGAGGCAACAACUAUCAAGGUGGGAACAAGCAAAAUGAGAACAACAAGACCGUUUUGAGUGGAGCUGGCCCUAGUGUGCCUGUAGUUGCUAGAUUGAAUGUCAUAAGCGCUAGAGAAGUUGAGACGUCCAAGGACGUAGUUACGGGUAAUGUUUAUAUUAAUUCCACUUUUGUUAAAGCUUUAUUUGAUUCAGGAAUCGUACGUUCAUUUGUUUCAAAGUUAGUUGUUUCAAAAUAUGGCUUAGAAAACCCUAGGGAUGUUGAGAUUCCUAUUAUGUUACCAUCUGGGGAAGUAGUAACUUGCUCAAGAGUAUAUGAAAACGUCCUUGUGAGAAUUGGGGAUGUAGACUUUGAAACCAACCUCAUAGAGUUUCCAUUGGAAGACUUGGAGAUCAUUUUAGGAAUGGAUUGGCUUAAGGAGUAUAAAGCCGAGAUUAUUUGUGGAGAACAAAAAGUGAGAUUGAGGAAUAAAUGGGAAAAAGGUGACUUUCAAGACUAA
Molecule: messenger RNA, 1398 nt
Organism: Beta vulgaris subsp. vulgaris (sugar beet)
Lineage: Eukaryota; Viridiplantae; Streptophyta; Magnoliopsida; Caryophyllales; Amaranthaceae
Exons: 2
Coding region: 1-1398 (465 amino acids)
Source: RefSeq, a predicted model, not a curated record